AUGGCGAAGGGCUUGUGGCGAGGGUUCGCAGAGGCCAGCCAACAGGUGGCUUGGCGCGCCAGGAACCCUCGUGAUGAGUCGACACGGGGCAGCGGAUAUCCGAAGGGUUGCGCCCUUUGCUGCCCCCCCCAGGCGGAGCCAGCUCGGGAACAUGUCGCCUACAUGGCGCGUGUCAGGAAUGGCCUUGCCUCUGGCGCGUCUCGCCCUCGGCGGAAGCCGGCGGAAUUCGGGGGGAAGUGGGCGGAAGUAAAACGGCGGCGGCUCCGCCAGCGGCGGAGGGCGGCGGAAGGAAGUGCGAGACACCAGCAGUUCUGGACCUAG
Prorocentrum cordatum is the source of this 321-nucleotide messenger RNA. The record is from the annotation of a GenBank genome assembly. NCBI's taxonomy places the organism in Eukaryota, Dinophyceae, Prorocentrales, Prorocentraceae.